UUUUGCAUAAUAUAUAUAUAAGUUGCUUGUAAUAUAGCAAAUUUGAUCGAGUUUAUUUGAAUUGGAGUGUAAUUAGUUCAUGAUUUGAAUUUGUUGAGCUGCGGUUGUUGUUAUUGAACGAGAAUUGUAGCUGUGACGUCAGGCAUUUGUCAUGGAGGAAUUUAGGGUUUUCGUUAGCUGUAUAUAUGUAUAUAGUUGGUUAAGUGUUGAACUGAUUCAAAUUUCAGUUGUUAGUACUUUUGUUUUGAUUAUUUAUGCAGAGUUUAUUGCCUUGAAAACCUAAUUUCUGCUUAAUGUAUUGUUAUUUGGGGGGAAUUUAGGGGUUUCUGUAAGCUGUAUAUAGUUUGUUAACUGUUGAAUCGAUUCAAUUUCAGUUGUUAGUACUUUUGUUUUGAUUAUUUAUGCAGAGUUUAUUGCCUUGAAAACCUAAUUUCUGAUUAAUGUAUUGUUAUAUGGGGGAAUUUAGGGGUUUUCGUAAGCUGUAUAUAGUUUGUUACAUGUUGAAUCGAUUCAAUUUCAGUUGUUAAUAUUUCUGUUUUGAUUAUUUAUGCAGAGUUUAUUGCCUUGAAAAACCUAAUUUCUUAUUAAUAUAUUGUUAUUUUGGUGAAAUAGCAAAUUUGGAUGAGUUACAUUGUUUUUUGGUUUAUAGAAUGUGAAUGUGUUUAGGAAGUAAGAAGCUCGGUAGCGUUCGUUUCGUGGAAUGUAAUAGAAUUGGAAUUUGCGUAGGAAUUGAAAUUUGAUUUGGAAUUUAGGCGUGUUUGUUUCACAUAAUGGAAUGGAAUCCGGAUGAAAUUGAAAUGUGGAUUUCGUUUCUUAUGCUAUUGUUCAAUUUUUAUCAGGAAAACAGUUAAAAUCUAUUAAGAAACUCGAUGUUCACGACUGAUUUAAGACCGAUGGGUGAAAAAGAAGCCAAUAAUUCAAGGAAAAAUGUUCAAAUGCAAAAGAUGAACAGACGUCCACGCAUUAAUCUUCCAGCACUUCGAGGCUUCUUAUUACAGUUUCCUGGAAAAGUUCAAAGGCAUUUGAAGUCAAGGUUCAAGAGACCAACGGAAACAGAGGGAUCGAACAGGGAGAUGUUCAAACUCAAGGAUGCGAAAUUCAGUUUAGAGAAGCAAAUGCAAGCGUGGAGGAAAAAUCCCGUGUGGGAUGAUGAUCAACCCACUUCGAUUGAGGUUGUUGUACCCAAAGGAUCUUUAUGCCAACUAAAUGUGAAAACGAAUGUGGGUUUGCCCCCAGAUGCAAUAUACAACAUUGUAACCGACCCCGACAAUAGAAGGGUCUUCAAGAAUAUUCAGGCUGUACUAUCCAGAAAGGUUUUGCUCGAUGAAGGUUCAAGACAGAUUGUGGACCUGGAGCAAGCUGCUAUAUGGAGGUUUCUAUGGUGGUCAGGAACCAUUUCUGUUCAUGUUCUUGUAGAUCAGAACCGAGACGAUUACUCUAUGAAAUUUAAGCAAGUUACACCAGGAUUUAUGAAAAGGUUUGAAGGUAGUUGGAAAGUAGAACCAAUACUACUUGAUGAAAAACUAUGUCAUCCGUUCAAGCCAAAAACGUUAUCCGAAUACAUGUCAUGCACUCAAUGCAACGGUAGGAUUGCAUCAAAAGUGACACUUCAGCAACUUGUGGAGCCCGCUAUCGUUCCUCCUCCACCUAUCUCAUGGUAUCUUAGAGGAAUCACCUCAAAAACGGUAGAAAUGCUCAUAAACGAUUUAGUAGAAGAAGCUGCUCGAAUCAAAGGUGUUUCGGCUUCUGCCACAGAUGUUAUCACCACAAACCCGAAUCUUGAUCAGGUUUCGUCUAAUGAAAUUCAAACACUUGAUAUUAAAGAAAGAUGGGCGUUGAGACGACGAAAUUCACGCAGAAAUUUGUAAAAAGAAAGAAGAGAUCGGUUUUAAGCCACUAAUCGGUAAGUCAUCCCACUCGUGAGUUGUUAGUUAUACUAUCUGCAUAAUGCUACAUAAUAGUUCUCUAAUGCUAAUGCUACAUAAUGUUAAGGUUGUUGUAUGUCUUUUUGUACAUGUUUGAUUAUGUGAUCCAAAGAACAUUUGCAAAAUGAGUUUAUUCAUGAAUCAGUAUUAUUAAUAUCUGAUUAUGUAUCCAAAGAACGUUUGCGAAA
Helianthus annuus (common sunflower) is the source of this 2113-nucleotide messenger RNA. RefSeq lists its product as uncharacterized. The transcript is spliced from 5 exons. The record is from RefSeq and is a predicted model, not a curated record. Lineage: Eukaryota; Viridiplantae; Streptophyta; Magnoliopsida; Asterales; Asteraceae. Bases 870 to 1868 code for a protein of 332 amino acids.